AUGAGUGAAAAGAAUGAUAAACAACAAGUGGUACCAUACGCUGAUCCCUUUUAUUUGGGUAGCUCAGAUCAUUCAAAUGCAGGGCUUGGUCCCAUUGUAUUUAAUGGUGGAAAUUAUCUCAACUGGAGUAGAAGUGUCAAGAUGGCAUUGGGAGCAAAGAACAAACUUGGGUUUAUUGACGGAAUGAUUUCGAAGCUGGCUAUAGAAUCAGAGUUAUACAGUCUAUGGCAAAGGAAUGAUUGUAUGAUUAGGUGCUGGUUAUCCGCAUCUGUCACCCCUGAAAUAGCUGAGCAGAUGCUCAUAUGUGAUUCAGCUCAAGAAUUCUGGAAUGAGCUCUCUGAAAGACAUGGACAAACCAACGCACCACAGCUCUAUAGUUUGAAGAAGGAGGUUAAUGGAUUGCAGCAGAACAACCUGAGUGUGGAUGCAUAUUAUGGUAAACUAAAGAGGUAUUGGGAUGAGUUGAAUAACAUUGAAGGAUUUCCAUAUUGUGAAUGUGGUGCAAUGAGCAAGUGCACAUGUAACAUUCUUAAGAAAUUAGCAGAGAGAGCUGCAAAAAAAAGGUGA
Beta vulgaris subsp. vulgaris (sugar beet) is the source of this 567-nucleotide messenger RNA. RefSeq lists its product as uncharacterized. The transcript has a single exon. The coding region runs from base 1 to 567 and encodes 188 amino acids. NCBI's taxonomy places the organism in Eukaryota, Viridiplantae, Streptophyta, Magnoliopsida, Caryophyllales, Amaranthaceae. The record is from RefSeq and is a predicted model, not a curated record.